Messenger RNA from Naegleria gruberi, 630 nucleotides. RefSeq lists its product as uncharacterized. The annotation marks the transcript as partial. NCBI's taxonomy places the organism in Eukaryota, Heterolobosea, Eutetramitea, Acrasida, Naegleriidae. Gene Ontology annotation, cellular component: condensed nuclear chromosome; DNA recombinase auxiliary factor complex. Gene Ontology annotation, molecular function: recombinase activator activity; double-stranded DNA binding. The transcript has a single exon. The record is from RefSeq and is a predicted model, not a curated record. Gene Ontology annotation, biological process: meiotic joint molecule formation; homologous chromosome pairing at meiosis; meiotic strand invasion involved in reciprocal meiotic recombination.
AAGGAUGAAAAGGAAGCAAGACAAGUUGUUUUAGAUUUAUUUAAAAAGACAAAUAGACCAUUCAAUUUACAAAAUGUUAUUGAUCACUCGAAAGGUCAAUUGAAAAAGGCGAUGGCCACUAAGUGUGUUGACCAUUAUGAAAAGAAGGGUGAUUUGAGUGUAAAAGUAAAUGGUAAAACAAAGAUUUGGUGGAUCAAUCAAGAAGGGUUGGAAGUUUUGAGCAAGGAAGAGUUAAAGGAAAUUGAUGUAGAAAUUAAAGAAUUACAAGAAGAAUUAGCACAAGUUAGAUCCGAGGUCACACAACUUACAAACGAGAAAGCUAAGUUAUUGAAAGCUCCAAAAACAGAAGAUUUACCUGCUCAAAUUGCAAAGGAAAGAGCUGAUUUAGAAAAGAAGAAGGAAAAAUUAGAAUCACUUCAAUCUGGUUCAGUUAAACUAUGUACAAUGGAUGAAAAGAAGGAAGCUUUAAAGAGUAUGGAUAGAUAUCUGAAAGAAUGGAGACUAAGAAAGAGAUUAACUAAAGAAAUUAUUGAUAAGAUUUCGGAAUCUACUGAAAAGAAACCAGCAGAAAUUAUUGAUGACCUAGGAAUUGAUACUGAUGAGAUUGUUGGUGUUAGUAUAGAUCAAGUU